This is a messenger RNA of Chenopodium quinoa (quinoa), 3254 nucleotides long. RefSeq lists its product as uncharacterized. The record is from RefSeq and is a predicted model, not a curated record. The transcript has 6 exons. Lineage: Eukaryota; Viridiplantae; Streptophyta; Magnoliopsida; Caryophyllales; Amaranthaceae. The coding region runs from base 453 to 3089 and encodes 878 amino acids.
UCCUCCAAGACUAUUAGCCAGCCAAUCAAAUAUCCAAACAACUAAAAUAGGAAGAAAUUAUUCAAAUUAUAAAAUUAUGUAUUCAAAUUUAAAUUUUCUCUAAAAUACUUUAUUAGCAUUCUUGUUUACUAGGGAAAAUAUAAAAAUUAAAACUUUGCUCUAAAAAAUCAAACAUUAAUCUCCUUCAAUCGAAAAACCCACCUGCCAUUUUUGCUACUUUUGACUGUUCUUUACUAAUUCCCUCAACUUAUUGCUCAUUCAAACCUCUGUCAUCGUUUUCCAUAAACGGAAAUUCCUAUUUCUCUCUCCUUUUUUCCCCUUUUCCAAAACCCUAAUUUUGCAUCUUCAGGGCAUUCUUGAUCUGGGUCCAAUGAGGGGUUUUUGCUUCAGCAAUUUGUAGAGAUUGGUCAGUUGGGACCAUAAGUUAAUGUAAAGGGGGCUGUGGUUGGGAGAUGGCAGCUGAGGGAAAACGUUCGAAGGGACGCUUCCUCUAUUUGUUCGAUUGGAAUACUAAAUCCCGGAAAAAGUUAUUCUCUAACAAGUCUGAUUCAUCUGAUGUAGAAGGAUCUAUCCAAGGGAAGGAUAGUGUUGACAAUUUGGCCAUUUCUCAGUAUUUAUUGAGGGAGCUAUCAGAGAAUUGCGAUCAUUCUUCUUUCAGAGGAAGUGGUAAUUAUAGUUCCACAUCAUCUGUAAAUGGGGAUGAUGGAUAUGGAACAAAAGCCCCUGGGGUGGUUGCCCGACUUAUGGGAUUGGACUCUAUGCCUACCACAGCGUCAUGCGAGGCAAGUUCUUUUGCAUCUUAUGAACCUCGUGCUAUUGGGAGCUCUUAUUAUCAUGGAGGUGAUACUCCAUAUGAAUUUGAGCAACACAUUAUGGGCUAUAGCUACGUGCCUAACAAAGUAGAGGGUAACCCUUGGAAAUCAGCGGAUUCAAGAAUGAGGAAGGUUCAUGGCCGGCCAAUUGAGAGAUUUCAAACUGAGGUAUUGCCUCCAAAGUCGGCCAAACCAAUUUCAAUCACUCAUCACAAGCUCUUGUCACCAAUCAAGAGUCCAGGCUUUGUACCUACAAAGGAUGCAGCUUAUAUUAUGGAGACAGCUGCAAGAAUUAUUGAUUCUUCUCCUCAGCCUACUGGGAGGACCAAAGUCUCAUCUCUGGGGUCUCCUUCAUCAUCCUUUAGGUAUCAAGAUCUAAAAGAAAAAAUUGAAGCUGCACAGAGGUCUUCUAGACUACCUGAAUCCCCCAAGACACCUAAGCUGGCUGCUCCUGUACAUCAAGUGAGAGGAACUACUUCUGAAAGGUCUACUCGAAAGUCUUUGUUUAAAAAUAUUAUGAGUUCACAAGCAAGUGGUUCAGAAAAAGCAAAAAAUAAAGCUAAGUCUGUUCCUUUGCCUGUCCAAGAUAAAGCCAAUGUGCAGAAAAAAAUUGGUUCAGCAUAUAGUGACAGCAGGAGUCAGCAGCAGGAGCGUAAGAAGCUGAAACAGAAAGAGCCAUAUACCCAAAAGGUCAAUUCAACUAGGACGCCAAGGAAGAAGAGUUCUAGUGUGCUUAGACAGAACAACGAGAAGCAGAAUAGUGUCUCUCACAAAGACCAAUCAACUGCCAAAACUUCACACUCUGAUCAGCAACCUAGAAAGUUACCUCCAGGAGAUAGCUCUGCAGGUCCAAGUAAAAUUGUAAGUAAAAUUUUUGUGAAUGCUGAAAAUGGAUCAAAGAAGGUUGCAACAACUCGUUUAAUGGACCGGAGACCUCCAGUGAAUGGUGUUAGUGAAAAGAGGCCCUCACUGAAUAGAAUGAAAAAAAUAUCAAGAAGCAAGCAGCUUUCUGCCAAAGAUAACAAUUCAAGUGAGAAAGUGCUAGAAAACUGUGAUGAGAAAGCUGCACAACGUGAUCUAGCACUUCAAAGCAGUUCAAGGAAGGACAUGGAUGUAAUUUCCUUCACUUUCACCUCUCCCAUAAAAAAAGCUGUAUCUCAGUCCUCUCCAUCUACAACUGAAGCCAUUAGAAGCAAUCAUCAUCAUCUUUGUGCUGAUUCUUAUGAUAAUGCCCAAUCUGAUACACAUUCAUUAUCACCACAACAAGGGCUAAAAUUAAUUGAUAGUGGUUCUUUAAGCCUUCUUUUGGAGCAAAAGCUCAGGGAAUUAACUGAUAAAAUUGGGUCAACCAAAUCUGAUCUUAUGAUGGAAUGCUCUGAUACAAACAGUAUAUCUUGCUUGUCUGAGUCAAUUUUGUCACAAGAUGCUGUCGGUCCUUCAAUUGAUCAUGAUGGUUGGUCUGAUGAAGAUCAAACAAGUGCUACAUGUGAUGAUGAUUUAUCUUCAUCUAUGAUAGCUAAAGCAAGCCAGAAUUGGGAGGAUUAUGGAGGUCCUGAAGAGCAGAGUGCUAGCAGUACUAACAGAUUUGAAGCGAGCGGAGAAUCUCAUCGUGAACAUUUUAAUAUCUCAAAUCCAGAAUGUUCAAUGUCCGGAAGUUGGAUGUCAUCAACUACUGCAAGUGAUGUCACUCAUGGAAAUUAUCAGCCUUCAUCUCCUCGAUCUCAGGAAGUGACUAGUUGCGUGUCGAGUGAAAGUAUCCAUCCCAGGGAAGAUGAGUCGGAUUUUAUUGAUGCAUCUUAUUGGGAACUAGAAUAUGUAAGACACAUGCUUCACUAUGCUGGAUUGAAAAGAUUAAGGUUGGAUGAAGGUUUCGACAUUAUAGAUCCUGAUCUCUUUGACCUGUUGGAAAAUUUGAUAAGUACAUCAGGCAGAACUGCAGAACCAUGUUCCAAGCUUGAUCGGAGAAUUUUGUUCAACUGUGUUACCGAAAGUGUUAAUGCAAAGUACCAACGGGCUUUCCUUGGGAGCUUCAAGUCAUGGGAGAAUUGGGGAAUGCUGCUUCAAAACGAGUGGCUGACUGAAGAAGUGUAUAAAGAGGUUUUAUGUUGGCAAAACAUGGGAAAUUUAAUGGUGGAUGAGCUUGUGGACUUGGACAUGAGUAUUCAAUUAGGUAGGUGGUUGGAUUUUGAAAUUGAAUCACUUGAAGAGGGAAUUGACAUUGAGAAAGAGAUAGUAGAAUCUUUGAUCGACGAGCUUGUUGCUGAUCUAACUGUAUAGAGGCAAUCUAGAUAGUAAGCUUAUUUAACCCAUCCUAACCCUUUUGUACAAUUUUUAGAAGAACAGAUCAUUUAGUUUAUCCUACAUCUCUCUUAAUGGUAAUGUGGUAGAUGAAUUAAUUCUUUUGAAGAAAUUCGCUCAAUGCAAAUGGCAUCAUUUUCUAUU